AUGCAGGACGGGCUUAACAAGCUGAUGCCCUUGCUUGGUCCCGAGGGCGUGCAAAUCCUUGCUGCGCAAGGCCCCGAGGCUAUCGGUGAGCGUCUAGAGGCAUUUUCAAGUCACGAAAACGCGCUGCUAGAGCACCUGCAGCAGACACAAAUGAUGCAGACAUCUUUUGGUGGUCGAGCGCGGGAAUGGGCACUGACGUGCGGCACUUCGGUCGGAGCUGCGUUUCCCUCCAGGGCGGAGCUGAAAUUGCAGCUCACACGAGUGUUUUUGCCGCCUAAUCAGGCAUACCGCGUGCGAUCGCGUUUCCUUGCCACACGACAGGGCAACAAGGAAUUGGUGGACUUUGUCUAA
Molecule: messenger RNA, 351 nt
Organism: Plasmopara halstedii
Lineage: Eukaryota; Oomycota; Peronosporomycetes; Peronosporales; Peronosporaceae
Exons: 1
Coding region: 1-351 (116 amino acids)
Source: RefSeq, a predicted model, not a curated record